Messenger RNA from Alnus glutinosa, 2233 nucleotides. Its product is annotated as protein NRT1/ PTR FAMILY 2.11-like. NCBI's taxonomy places the organism in Eukaryota, Viridiplantae, Streptophyta, Magnoliopsida, Fagales, Betulaceae. Gene Ontology annotation, biological process: transmembrane transport. Gene Ontology annotation, cellular component: plasma membrane. The transcript is spliced from 4 exons. Gene Ontology annotation, molecular function: transmembrane transporter activity. Bases 51 to 1838 code for a protein of 595 amino acids. The record is from RefSeq and is a predicted model, not a curated record.
AUAUAUAUAUAUAACUCAUCCUACAUAGCAGAGAGACAGAGAGAGAGACCAUGGAGAACAAUGAUAGAGGAACCAUGGAGGACAAUGAGAAAGCUAUUACAACUGAUGAGACAAAAAUCAACUACAGAGGAUGGAAAUCCAUGCCAUUUAUCAUAGGUAAUGAAACUUUUGAGAAACUGGGAGCCAUUGGAACCUUGGCCAACCUCUUGAUCUAUCUUACUGGUGUCUUCAACAUGAAGAGUAUUACAGCUGCAACUAUCAUCACCAUCUUCAAUGGUACCGCCAACUUUUCCACCUUGCUUGGAGCUUUCCUUUGUGACACUUACUUUGGUCGCUAUAAGACUUUGGGAUUUGCAACAAUCGCCUCCUUUAUGGGAUUGCUUGCAAUACAACUAACAGCGGCAAUCAAGAAUCUGCAUCCACCCCACUGCGUAUCAGGACAGAAUGACACUUGCAAAGGGCCAACAGCAGGGCAAAUGGCAUUUCUGCUGGCUGGGUUUGGACUGCUAAUAGUAGGAGCUGCUGGCAUCCGGCCAUGCAACUUGGCCUUUGGAGCCGACCAGUUCAACCCUGGAACAGAAUCUGGGAAGAAGGGAAUCAAUAGCUUUUUCAAUUGGUACUUCUUUACCUUUACUUUUGCCCAGCUGGUAUCCUUGACACUCAUUGUGUAUGUGCAGUCUAAUGUGAGCUGGGCUAUAGGUUUAGGAAUCCCAGCAAUUCUAAUGCUCAUGUCAUGUGCACUCUUUUUCGCUGGUUCAAAAAUGUAUGUAAAAGUGAAAGCCACAGGUAGUCCUGUGACCAGUGUGGCACAGGUCAUAGCGGUUGCUACUAAGAAAAGGCAGUUAAAGCCACCAGAACAUCCAUGGCUUUCCCUCUUCAACUAUAUAUCUCCUAGUUCUAUCAACUCCAGGCUUCCUUACUCGGACCAAUUCAGAUUCCUGGAUAAAGCAGCAAUCUUGACCCCCCAAGACCAAAUAAACCCGGAUGGAUCAGCAACUGAUCAAUGGAACCUUUGCACCAUGCAGCAAGUGGAAGAAGUGAAAUGCUUGCUGAGAGUGAUUCCUAUAUGGUUUGCAGCCAUCAUAUACUAUCUUGUUAUUGUCCAACAGAACACAUACGCAGUUUUCCAAGCCGUUCAAUCUAACAGACAACUAGGAAACACCAACUUCAAGAUCCCACCUGCAACAUAUGUUGUCUUCUUGAUGCUGAGCUUGACCAUAUGGAUACCCAUCUAUGACAGAAUACUUGUACCAUUCCUUCAAAGGCUCACAGGAAAAGAAGGAGGCAUCACAAUCCUCCAGAGGAUGGGCAUUGGCAUAUUUCUCGCCAUAAUCACAAUGCUAGUAUCUGCCUUGGUGGAAGAGCGUCGAAGGACCAUAGCUCUAACCGAGCCAAAUAUGGGAAUUGCAGACAGAAGAGGUGCCAUUUCCUCGAUGUCAGGUCUAUGGUUGAUUCCUCAACUCGUGGUAGCAGGACUAGUUGAAGCAUUUGCUACUGUUGCCCAAGUUGAGUUCUACUACAAGCAAUUCCCCGAGAACAUGAGAAGCAUUGGCGGGUCUUUUUUAUAUUGUGGCAUGGGACUUUCAAGCUAUUUGAGUAGUCUCCUGAUAUCAAUAGUUCAUCGAACGACAAACGGGGCUGCAAGUGGAAAUUGGUUGCCGGAAGAUCUUAACAAGGGAAGAUUGGAUUACUUUUAUUACACAGUUGGUGCUCUACAGGUCUUGAACUUCUGCUACUUUCUAGUUUGCUCAAGGUGGUACAGGUACAAAGGGACUGGCGAGGACACCCUCGAAGACAACCUAGGAUCAAUACAAUUGGAAAAAAAGACUACUGUCUGAUUAUCAAGUUCGUAGCUAAUCACAUUUAUUGCAGGCUUCGUAGACUCCUAUAUAACUGCUAUACAGCUGGAUGACAUGACAUUGUUAUUGCUGAUUCAAGAGUUGAUUUUUACUGCCACGCUAUCCAGUUAUACGACAGUUUUACAGGAGUCUACUAAAUAGAAUAAGUCAUUGCAAACUACAUGAGCCCUUAUACGGCCUUAGUUUAUAGACUAUAUAAAAUAAUAUGUUCCGUUGGCAUUUGGAGGCAGCAUGUUGUUGCAUUAUGUAAGAAGUAGGAACUUUGUUGAAGAGAUAGCUUACAUGGGUAAAGCUGCUAAAGCAGGAUGUGUAAUAUAGAUGGGAAAACAUGGCAAAUGCAUCUCUUUCUUAUAAAAACAUAAUUAGCGAUGAUA